Cheilinus undulatus (humphead wrasse) is the source of this 1377-nucleotide messenger RNA. RefSeq names its product proton channel OTOP3-like. The record is from RefSeq and is a predicted model, not a curated record. Gene Ontology annotation, cellular component: membrane. Gene Ontology annotation, molecular function: proton channel activity. Gene Ontology annotation, biological process: proton transmembrane transport. NCBI's taxonomy places the organism in Eukaryota, Metazoa, Chordata, Actinopteri, Labriformes, Labridae. Bases 1 to 1377 code for a protein of 458 amino acids. The transcript has 4 exons.
AUGAAUAUGGAGUCCGAUACAGACAUGGAUUCACCUGCUGAAUAUGCAGGGAAGAGCUUAGAUCAGAAGACCAAGGAUCUUGAUUCUGAUUCAGUUGAGCGCCCAGUUUCCAUUACGAGGCGUCUGUGCUCCGGUCUGCUGGGUCUGAUUGUGCUGCUGCUGGGGGUCGCUCUGGUGGUCGGACAUGCUGCAGGCCUUAUUAAGCAGGAGCCACAUGUGUUCAUGCUGGUGCUGAUUGGGGUCUGCAUGCUCUGGAUGCUGUGGUACCUGCUGUGGGUUCGGACACGGCCCAGCUUCUCACCACCCAGGGAUCACUACGCUGUGAAAGCCCAUGUCACCAGAACUGAAAAUGCGACUUGCCAUUGCACAGGGAGCGCAGCCUGCACCGUCUUCAAGAAAGUCUUUGAAGUCCUUAAUCCCUUCAUCAAGGAGUAUCAUGUGAUGGCAAGCAGCAUGAUCUACAUUAUGUGGACGAAUGUUGGCCGCAAGAUGAAUCCAGGUGACCACAACACCCCUUAUAAGCUGACUGCUCACCGGUUGUCUGACUGCAGGAUCUUUUGCAGCCGCGUAUUUGGGGGCCUGGUCCUCCUGGUGGGAGCCACUUUCUUCAUUCUCUACCAGAUCUUCGAGGGUAUGCCCAACCUAAGCUCCAUCGCUAUCCUCCUAUUCUACAGCUACCACAUAGCCACCCUACCCCUCAUGUUUCUGUACAGCCUGGCUGGGAUGCUUUUUCACAGACGGGAACGCAGGGUGAGGAAAGGAAAGUGCACCUGCAACUGGACUUGCAGCAAGAAUGUGCUCCUCCUGCUGGGAGCAUCUCUCGGUCAGCUCACCCUGUCCUGCUCUUCUCUGCUGACGGCCUUCUCUGUGGGGAUUGAAGAGGUUGAGGAGGGCCUGGACUUGUCCUACUCCAUCCUCAGCCUGCUGGAAAUCAUCCUGCAGAAUAUCUUCAUCCUCGUAGGACUUCACAAACAUCCGAGUCACCUCACCAAGAAGAAAAAGAAGAAGCGGAGCAAGGAAAAGAAGCAGAAGAAGGAUGACAGGAUACAAGAAAAGAAGAAAAAAGAGAUGUCACUGCUGGAGGAAAAGACACCAGCUUCUGCCAAAGAGCAUGAUGGGAAAACACCCUUGAAGAAAAAGGCGCUUAAAGAAAUCUACACUUUCCUCAUCAUCUCUAAUGUCAUGCUGUGGGUCAUCCCAGAGUUCGGGGUCCACCCCCAGUUUGAGAACGGCAUUGGAAGACAGUAUUUUGGCAUUCUCAUCUGGUUUGUUCUAGUGAUUCUGUGCCAACCGCUCAGCCUUUUCUACAGGAUGCACUCAACAGGCCUUCUGACCGAAAUACUCCACACUGUGAGAUGGGAAACGAAGAAUAUGUGA